Hyaloperonospora brassicae is the source of this 525-nucleotide messenger RNA. Lineage: Eukaryota; Oomycota; Peronosporomycetes; Peronosporales; Peronosporaceae. The record is from the annotation of a GenBank genome assembly.
AUGGUGUCCAUUACCGAGCAAAAGUACGAAAUCGGCCACCUCAAGCAGCUGCUCGAUGGCAAUAAGAUUGCGUACACGGAAGUGGACUGCAGUCUCGAGGAGAACCGCGAGACGCGGAACCGCUACUUCCAGGCCAGUGGCAUUCGUGCCAACUACCCACAGGUGUUUCUGCAGGACCCGGACGGCAAGAACAUGCAGUACAUUGGCUCGUUCAAGGAAAUUCAAGAGCUAAACGAGAUGAACGAUGUGCCGCCUGAGAUCCUCAAGGCGAACAACAUUAAGACGCUCAAGAGCGUCUUUGCUGGUACGUUUGCCCAUGGCAUCGUCGGCCCUGCAGUCGAUGUAUGUGAGGCGGGCAAUGGCAGAAGUAGCAGCAGCGGCUUUGGCGUGAGUGCUGUAUCUCUUUGCUGCAAACUCAGCGACAAAUGGCACCCCGAGUUUGCGUUUGUCCAGAGCCACGUACGUACCGGAUCGGACAAGCUAUUGUUCAAGAAAUGCAAUGCGCUGCCGCCUUCGCGCGAAUAG